Molecule: messenger RNA, 1383 nt
Organism: Lachancea fermentati
Lineage: Eukaryota; Fungi; Ascomycota; Saccharomycetes; Saccharomycetales; Saccharomycetaceae
Source: the annotation of a GenBank genome assembly
AUGUCGAAAAUCAUGGAUGAUGUUCAGAAAGAUGUUAUUGAAAUGGAGAAUCUCUUAGAAACCGAUUCUUUACCUACAGUGAGACAUGAAUAUGAAGAAGUGGAGUAUAAUGGGGAGAUUCUGAAACUAUAUCCAUUAGAUUACCAAAAAGCUCCGAUUGUGCGGUAUCAAAUAGCCGCCUGUCUUUUAAUGUUCAUAGUUUUUGGUAUGAAUGAUCAAAGUAACGGCUCACUGCUGCCUACACUUAUGUCACAUUAUAACGUCUCGAGGAUGAAAGUAGCUAAUCUUUUCCUGAUGCAGGUGAGCGGGUAUACAUUGGCCUCACUAAUGACUGAGAAAGUUCAUACUCUAAUUGGAACUAGAGGAGCAAUGGCUUUAGCUUCCUUUCUAUGUGUGAUUUUUUUCAGUAUUCUCUCUUUGAAGCCACCUAAUUUUCUGUCGUAUUUGCUAUGCUUUUUACCAUUAGGCCUGAGCAUCGGGAUUUUAGAUUCAACUGGUAAUGUGCUCUUUGGUAACCUUGAAAUCAAUAAAAAUGAAUGGAUGGGUAUUUUACAUGGUCUUUACGGAGCGGCAGCUAUGAUUACGCCACCUGCUGUGUCUUAUUUUGUUACUUAUGGCAACUGGAGCUCUUUCUUUCUACUUCCACUGGCUUGUUCUAUCUUAGGUCUAUUACUCAUGCUUUAUGCUUUCAGAUAUGAGACUGCUAACAAGUAUAACUACAUUUGUUUUGUAGCCAGGGAAGGCAAAGAUGAUGAGCAACAGCCAGGCUUUCUUAAACUACUCCGCAAGCCGGCAAUUAUGAUGUACGCUCUUUAUCUAUUCAUGUAUCUUGGUUCGGAAGUGUCAACAGGGUCGUGGAUGUUCACUUAUCUUCUAGAAGUGAAACAUGGAGAGAUGGUGCCAAUGUCAUACGUGACAUCAUCCUUCUGGAUUGGGUUAACUGUCGGCAGAUUAGUUCUCGGUUUCGUCACCAAACGGUUUUUCAAGAAUGAAUAUCGAGCAAGUGUCUUUUAUGGAAAUUUGACUUGGUUUUUCUACACGCUGUUUCUCCUCAUUGGCCUAGUUCAAAAAAACUCUGUUCCUUACUUCUUCGUACUAUCAGUCAGCAUCUUCUUCGCGGGAGUAUUUAUAGGACCAUUGUUUCCUAAUGCAAGUGUUGUGGCCCUACAAAUCUUGCCACGAAACUUGCAUGUAAGCGGUGUUGGUAUGGCUGUUGCUCUGGGCGGCUGCGGCGCUGCCGUCAUGCCUUACGCUACUGGCUUAGUUACCCAUUUAAUCGGAUUAUCAUGGUUUCCAUUCCUUUGCUGGAUCAUGGUAACCAUCGUAAACGCAAUAUGGCUUGCCUAUCCAAAGUUUGUAGGAGGUCAAGAGGAAUAUUUAUGA